AUGUCUUUCUCUUUUCUCCCUAUUGCUUUAUUCUUGGCUUUCAUCGGCGGUUACGCAGAGGAACUUUCUCGGGCGCAAAGAGUAUCCUUUGGCGAACAGAAGACACGAAAUGCUCAGGUGGUCGUCGCUAAUUAUUCUGAAGCGGAGAUGCUUGGCUUCAAGAUCCAGCACCAAGUGCACAGCCAAGCCGACCUAUUCGUCCAGCAGCUAGAAGGAAAGUUGCAACUCGUGAAGAAUGAGAUGAUAUCACUUGAGAAUCGCGACCUGGCCAAUCUCGAUAUCUUUACUUCUUACGCCAGUGUUGUCGCCGACGGCACAGAGAAGAACGCCGCGUCCUCAUUGUUUGUGAGCAGACAGGAUCCGGCCAUAACGAUUGCACUGGAUUCCGAAGGCAACUUGAGGGAAGCCGUACGCCUUAACCCUGAAAUCGGUGAAGCAAUAUCCAUUUCACGCAUUGAUUCCCGAAAGGCGGAUCGAUUUGUUACGAUCACUGCGGAAGACUUCGAUCAAGACAAACUUGCUAGUUUUGAAGUAGAAGACAGAGUAGCUCCAUUAGCACGUCAACUCAGAAGCUCACACAAGAGCGGAACAAGCAGAGAGAGGUCUCUCCAAGCCAUCGGUGCCUGCUCCGAAUACGGUUUUGACGUAAUCGAAGUUGCUGUUGUGGUGGAUUCCCUUCUCUGUGCUGCUGUAGGUGGAACUGAAGGAGCUGCUUCCACCGCUGCACAGUCUGUCAUUGCAGGCGCCAGCCAGUUCUACGAGGUUGACGGACUUUGCAAGAAACUCCGCAUUUCGUAUUUGGAAAUUCACUGCAAUGCUGGUACCAAUCCUAUCGCUCCUUUGCUUCAACAAGCAGGAAACUCUGACAUUUGUAAUACCGACGCAAAUGGUUUAUUGCAGAACUUUAUAUGCUACACGGUAGAUCAAGGUAUUGCCGCGGACUUGAACCUUCUGUUCCACGGCAAGUUCUUUACUAUUCUGGAGUCAAUCAGAUCAACUUUACAACCGAUCCCGUGUCCCGGGCCAAAUUGGUCGCUCACAAGGUGGGCCAUAUCCUAA
This is a messenger RNA of Phaeodactylum tricornutum CCAP 1055/1, 1059 nucleotides long. RefSeq lists its product with no specific name. The record is from RefSeq and is a predicted model, not a curated record. The coding region runs from base 1 to 1059 and encodes 352 amino acids. The transcript is spliced from 2 exons. NCBI's taxonomy places the organism in Eukaryota, Bacillariophyta, Bacillariophyceae, Surirellales, Neidiaceae.